This is a messenger RNA of Entamoeba histolytica HM-1:IMSS, 402 nucleotides long. RefSeq lists its product as uncharacterized. The transcript has a single exon. The record is from RefSeq and is a predicted model, not a curated record. The coding region runs from base 1 to 402 and encodes 133 amino acids. Lineage: Eukaryota; Evosea; Mastigamoebida; Endamoebidae.
AUGCCUAAGUGUUUCUUAUGUGGUAAAGAAGUUUAUCCAGCUGAGAAAGUUAAUAAUGAUGGAAAAAUAUUCCAUAAUGUUUGUUUCCAAACAUAUAGAAAACAACAACAAAUUGAAUAUAAACAUACAAAACAAGCUGAAUAUUAUAAGAAAGCUGAUGUUGUCCCUGCUUAUUAUCGUGUUGCAGAUAAAGAAUCAGGUGAGCCUUCAAGAAUGACUGCUGGUGUUGAUGAUGAAGCUGAAAGACAAAGAAUUAUUGAUGAAGAAAAUAAAUUUUUACAAAAAGUUGCAGAGCAAAAUACAAAUAAAAAUGUUGCUCAAACUACUGUUUGUGAAUGUGGUCAAUUAGUUGAUAAUAAAAUGAAUUUCUGCCCAUACUGUGGUAAACCAAUGAAAAAAUAA